AGCGAUGUCUAUAUUAUGUAUAGAGAUGUAUAUGGAAUUUUAGUGUGCGUAAACAGAUGCUACAUCUUAUAUAUUUCUAAGUGCCACAGUUUUCCGUACACAAUUAUUCACUGCCAAAAGUUAAGCUUGGAAAAUAAACCAUGUUAAAAUUGUUUGUUAUAAUAUCUGCGCUCAUUGCUGGUUCUUCGUCAGAAUUCUGCCACUCGGGAAGCAAAAAAAUCUGCCAGGGUGCUUAUAAAGCAUACCCUGAAAAAAAAUCAGAAACCAUAUUGUGCAAGCGUAUGGAAAUGCUGGAGCACUGUUUUCGCAAAAUAUCCACGAGGUGCAGCUCAUACUAUCAUCAAUUAAUUGAGAAAAUGUGCAUUCAUAAAAAAUCAGCAGCAGAAAAUUUGUUAGCAAAGUACAUUACGAUCCCAAGUUGCAUGUGUCUGGUAUUUUUAACCCCGCAUGGUUUGAUGGAAUUAAGAUUCAUCUAAUAACAAUAUUUAAAGACUAAAAAUAAAAUAGAUCAUAUUA
Molecule: messenger RNA, 516 nt
Organism: Octopus bimaculoides (California two-spot octopus)
Lineage: Eukaryota; Metazoa; Mollusca; Cephalopoda; Octopoda; Octopodidae
Source: RefSeq, a predicted model, not a curated record